AUGCAGUCCUUCUGGGCUAACGCUAAAGAUGUGGCGCGCACGGUGUCUGGACAGCUCGACCAGACAUUUGAAGCAGCGCUCACAGGCAGCAGCAGCAACAGCAGCAGCAGCAGCGGCAGCAGCAGCAGCAGCAGCAGCAACGGUAGCAGAAACAAGACUCUCGGGAGAAGCAACAGCAACGGGGGAGCUGAACCUAGCAGCAGCAGCAGCAAUGGUGAAAGCAGCAACAGCAGCAAUUGGAUUGCUGCUGAUGUACUGCUGCAGCACGGGCAGUCUUCUGCUGCUGCUGCGCUUGAAGGGAUAAACCGGCUGUGGGGCAGGGCAGCAGCAGCAGCAGCAGCAGCACCUGCUGCGCUCUCUCCACUCUCAGCUGCAGCAGCGCAGCGCAACCCUCUCGCUGCUGCUCCGUGGAAGCAGCGGCAGCAGCAGCAGCAGCAGCAGCAGCAGCAGCAAGAUAUCGAUCAAGAUGGAGACACAGACGACGAAGAGAUGUCCCUGCAGGCUUUCUUAGAGGCGCAGAAGCAGCGGCAGCAGAUGCUGCAGCAGCUGCAGCAGCAGCUGCAGCAGGAGGAAGAACAGCUGCAGCAGCAAAAAGAGCGUCGGCAAUCAACCUCCGCUUCGCCCGCAAGGCCUGUUGCUGCUGCUGCUGCUGCUGCUGCUGCAACAACUGCAGCUGCAGCAACACCUGCAGCAACAGCAGAAGAAGAAACGGCCGCGGAGCAUGUAGACUCUAUACAUCCUCUGUCGCAGCAGCAGAAACAGCAACAACAACAGCAGCAGCAGCAGCAGCAGCAGCAACCGCAACAGCAGCAGCAGCCGCAGAGGCAGCAGUCUUGGGAUCCUCUCGGCGCUGCUGUUGUGAAGCAGCAGCAGCAGCACAGCAGCACUGCAGCGCAGCAUUUCAAAGACACAGCAGCAGCAGCAGCAGCUGGUGAGGGUGCUAGCAAAAGGGAGAGUCGGUUGCUGCAGCAGCAGCAAGACACAAACAGUGGAGUAGAAGCAAUGAGCCCUGCAGCAGCUCGAAGUGCAGCAACAGCAACAGCAGCAGCAGCAGCAGCAACAGAAGCGGCAGCAGCAGAAGCACCAGCAGCAGUAACGGAUGCAGCAGAAGCAGCAGCAGCAGAAAAAGCAGCAGAAGAAGCAGCAGCACCACAGGCUGCACCAGAAGAAGCAGCUGCAGAGGCAGCAGCAGCAGCAGCAGCAGUAGAAGGAGCAGGAGCAGCAGCAGCAGCAGAUGAAGCAGCAGCAGCUAGAGAUGCAGCAGAAACUAUAUCUUCGGGCUCUAUUCCCAUAGUAGACAUCACGCAGUCUCCCCCCGCAGCCAAACCCUCAGCAGCAGCAGCAACAGCAGCAGCAGCAGCAGCAACAGCAACAGCAGCAGAUGCUGAGACUGCUUCCCCAGCAGCUGCUCCCUCUCCUGGAGCAGCAGCGACGUAUCUGGAGCGGACAGAUGCAACAGCAGCAGCAGCAGCAGCAUCCCCUGAGGCUAUGGCUGGAGGUUCGUCACCAACUAGAAACACAAACAGCAACAGCAGCAGCAGCAACAGCAGCAGCAGCAGCAAGGAGGAGCAGUCAGCUGCGUUUUCUCCUGAGGUAGGCUCUCUGCUGGAAGCAGAGGCAGCAGGUGCUGUGGUUGCUGCAGCAGCAGAACCACCGGCACCCGAAUUAGCAGCAGUUGCAGCAGCAGCAGCAACUGCUGCUGCUGCUGCUGCUGAGUGUGCUGCAGCGCCGGCUUCAGCUGCACUGGACGCAGCAGCAGAAGCAGCAGAAACACCAUCAAGAGGAACAACAGCAGCAGCAGCAGCAGCAGCAGAACCUUCAGCAGCAGCAGCGACGGAAGAAGCAGCAGCUUCUGACUUCAAGGCAUCCUGUGCUGCUGCUGGAGUUGAUGAUUUGCUGUUGCAGCCCUGUACGGUGUUGCAGCCUACGAAACAGCAGCAGCAGCAGCAGAAGCAGCAGCAGCAGAAGCAGCAGCAGCAGGGGUUGGAAGACCUUAUAUCUGCUGGCGAGUUUGCUGCGGAGACUUCUCCUGCAGCAGCAGUGCAUGCAGAGGCAGCAGCAGAGGCAGCAGCAGCAGCAGCAGCAGGGAUAGAAGGGGAAGCUGCAGCUGCAGCAGCAAAGCGGAGUGCUGCAGAAGCAGACGAAGCAGCAGCAGAGACAAUCCACACAGCAACAGAAACAACAGCAGCAGCAACAGCAGCAGCAACAGCAGCAGUUGCAGCAGAAGAGUUUGAUUUGCUAGACGAAGCAGCAGCAGCUGCAGGCUCACCCGCAGCAGCAUCGCCGGCCUCAACGAGAACAGCAGUAACAGCAGCAGCAGCAGAAACACAUCCGGCAGCAGUUGCUGCUGCUGCAGCCCCAGCAGAAGCGACAGCAGAAGAACGAAGAGCUGACCCUGGUGCAGCAAGAGACACGCCGCAGCAAAAUAUCACAGCAGCAGCAGCAGCAGCAGCAGAAGACACGAAGGCAACAAGGCCUGACGAUCCUGUUGCUGCAGAACCUCAACAGGAGCAGCAGCAAAAUCAGCAGCAGCAGCUGCGGCAGCAGCAGCAGCAGGAGCUUAUAGAGAGUAGCGGCAGACUGCAGGAGGCAUCAGUGCAGCAACAAAAUCAGCAGCAGCAGCAGCAGCAGUCAACGGAACCGCAGCACCACCCGCAGAAGGCAGCAGACGUCCUGCUGCUGAAGAAGGAGCAGCAGCAGCACCAGCAGCUGCAGCAGCAGCAGCAGCAAGAGGGGACACUGCUGCAGGAGUUUGCUGCACCGCAGCAGCAGCAGGCUGUCCCGCCUCCUCCUCCUCCUGCGACUCCCCCACCUGCAGCAGCAGCAGCAACAGCAGCAGCAGCAGCAACAGCAGCAGCAGCAGCAGCAGAGAGUGACGAGAACAGCCUGAAGCAGCAGCCACUGGGGCUUCAAGGCACUGAGGCUCGGCUGCUGCAGCAGCUGCAGCAAUCGCAGGAGAAGCUGCGACAGCAGCAAGACCAGCUGGAGUUGCAGCAGCAACAGCUGCAACAGCAGCAGCUGCUGCUGCAGCAGCGGGAGCAGCAGCUGCAUCACAAAUCGGAGCAGCUGUCUAUACUCCUCGACCCGCAGAGAAACCCUGAUGAAGAGCUGCAGCAGCUGCGCCAACAGGCAACAUAA
Eimeria acervulina is the source of this 3138-nucleotide messenger RNA. RefSeq lists its product as hypothetical. Lineage: Eukaryota; Apicomplexa; Conoidasida; Eucoccidiorida; Eimeriidae. The record is from RefSeq and is a predicted model, not a curated record. The coding region runs from base 1 to 3138 and encodes 1045 amino acids. The transcript has a single exon.